This is a messenger RNA of Toxorhynchites rutilus septentrionalis, 1947 nucleotides long. RefSeq lists its product as uncharacterized. The coding region runs from base 301 to 1947 and encodes 548 amino acids. Gene Ontology annotation, molecular function: DNA-binding transcription activator activity, RNA polymerase II-specific; RNA polymerase II cis-regulatory region sequence-specific DNA binding. Gene Ontology annotation, biological process: regulation of transcription by RNA polymerase II; gliogenesis. Gene Ontology annotation, cellular component: nucleus. The transcript has 4 exons. NCBI's taxonomy places the organism in Eukaryota, Metazoa, Arthropoda, Insecta, Diptera, Culicidae. The record is from RefSeq and is a predicted model, not a curated record.
ACGAAGUGGAAAGCUUUUUGCGGUAUGUCGGUUCGCUAUUCGCGGCAUGUAUCGACGGCUUCAUCACAUUUGAGUGAAUAACUUUUCGUUUAAUCAUAGUGCGACAUUACUUGCGCAGUUUGUGAAUCAAGGAGAACAGAACAUGAUUCUUAUCGUGAAGUGGUUUGUUCUGUCCAUUUACGUGCAUUUGUGUGAAUCCAUUUGUGACGAAUAAUAAUUCAAAACCGUUCAUCUUCGGAUUCUCGAACUCCUUUCUGAAUGCGGUACCUUAAUUUAUUAUAACAGCCUUUAAGGAGGAAAAUGUCGACCGAGUGGGACAUAAACGACGCACAUAUACCCUUCGUUCAGGAUAUCUCCUACGACAAGUUCUGCGAGUGGGCGGAUGGCCACUGCCGCUUCGUGUAUCUGCCUACGGAUGACCAGGCGCGAAAACACAUUUCCGGCUGGGCAAUGCGAAACACCAACAACCAUAACGUGACUAUCCUGAAAAAGAGCUGCCUCGGGGUGCUGAUUUGUUCGGCCCGCUGCCGGCUACCGAACGGUAGCCAGAUACACCUGCGGCCAGCGAUAUGCGAUAAAGCCCGCAGAAAGCAGCAGGGGCGCGCGUGCCCCAAUCGAAACUGUAAAAACGGCCGCUUAGAGGUUCUAGCCUGUCGGGGCCACUGUGGUUACCCGGUGACACACUACUGGCGGCACACAGACACAGCGAUUUUCUUCCAGGCCAAAGGGGCCCACGACCAUCCGAAGCCGGAGUCGAAGACAUCAGGUGAAACCAGAAAGCUUUCCGGGAGUUGCGGGAAAACGAAAACGAAAAAACUUUCGGUGCUGCUGCUGAGAGAUGCUGCACUUGGAAAUAAGCUCAUGUCUUUGAAGAGUGGCAGCAAGGCUGCGGUAAGUUCUUCUACUGAAAUUCAACAGCCACCACCCUUAAUUCCAGAUUCAAGUGUUGAAAAGUUAAAAUGUUUAUCGUGCACCAAAAUGCCGUGCAUUUGCCGAAAUAACAACAAUAACAACAACACAGGCAAAAACUUCAACGGAUCAAGCACCAAUGCCCAGUCGGAGAGUAGUUUGCAUUGUUCGCAGGCCUCUACAUGGACGUGCUAUCCCACGAACAACCAACCAUACGAGGCUGCUGGUUGCACUAGUGCUCAAAAUAUGCCCGGCUAUUCAGCCAACGCCAUCGAGAGUUUCCAGCCUGAAGAAAUUUUCCAGCUAGAUCAGCCUCUAAGAAGCAGUUCCCAACAAGUUUCAAAUAUUGUAUCACCCCCGACAACACUUUUGGAUCUCGGAAGUGGAGCCAUCUAUAAGAAAUGUAACCAAAUUGCUCCCGAUUACUUCAUUAACGGAACCGGGACCGUGUUCGGAGAAAACUACUUAAACCAUCCAGUAUCCUGCGGGAGUACUUCCAUGUUCGAAAAGUGUUCUUCUGAAACCUAUUCUCAAAAAAUCAGUGAUUCCCAGAUAGGUCAUGGUUCAACGAAUAUAUCGUAUAAUACGGAUAUUUCCAGAACUAUCAAAAAAGAGUACGAUUCAAAAUCCUACGAAUAUGCGUUCACUCAACGAUCUCGAUAUGACUGUGAUAGCCAGCUAAGCUGUAAAAGAGCUAUUAGGACCGCCUCAACUCACCCAAGUAAUAGUACUGAUAACACCUCCAGCGGCCAGUUCGAGCGAAUUCAAAGCACUUAUGAUAUUUGCGAUGAUGUCAAUUACUGCUUCCAAAACGAACCCGGUACUUACCAACACAGCUACAAUAUCAACUGCGCAUCCUCUAAUGGGACUGUUCACCCCGCUGCUACGGGUGCAAGUCUAUCGAGAAACUUUUCGGAAGAAAGUUGCCGAUAUUCCAACAGCGGUUACAUUAAAACAGGACCACAGAGUACAGCAAACGGUGCCCAGUUCCAGCAAAUGAAUCCCGAGGUUCCCCUUGCAUCAUAUGAUUUUUACUGA